AUACAACUAUGAGGAACAUAUUCCAGUUCGUUCCUUUCUUAAAACAUAAUGGAUUUUGGGAAUGUUAUUUCACAAUAGCUUUCAUGACAAAUCUUCCCCUUCGUCUCUUUUUUUUUUUUUUUGGAAUGCUAUAAUUGUUCAACGGACAACCCUCUAAACAGAAUAAAAUAUAUAAAUAAAACAGAAUAAAUUGUAUAAAUAAAACAGAAAUAAAAGCUCUACAGCUCAAUCCCCAUUAACAAAUAAAAGGGACGGGGCUGGCUAGUAUGCGUUUUAAGUGGUCCCCUUCUCUCUCUAUGGCAACCUACUUUUAAUUGCACGACUAAUUCUUCCCCAUGUCAAAGUAGCCGUUGCACCUCUCCCUGUCUUCCCAUUUAAAUAUGUCCCUAAUUACCAAUUCUCUUUUCAACCAAGAAAUCCGUGUCUCCAUUUCCGCUCCUCUCUCUCUCUCUCUCUCUCUCUCUCUCUCUCUCUCUCUAUUUCUGAUCACCAUCUCUCUCUCCUCGCUCACUCACUCUGACCCUUCUCUCAUCAAAUCAAGGUCAGACAAUAAAACAUGUUUCAUCAAAUCAGCUCCACUCUAUUGGAAAACAAACGCCUCUCAAUUCCUUUGCUCUCUGCCUCAGCAAGAAGCCCUACUAGCAGCAUUAGCAGCAACAGCAGAAGCACAAGCAGCGAGGUAGAUGAAAGCCCGCGGGAUUCAGGCCAUUUCGAGCUCCAAGAUCAUGUCAAGUGUCAAUCUCCAUGUGUACCCUUUUCGGGGUCUUUCUCGUAUCGAUCAUUGGCGGUGCUCUCUGGCCAUGUAGGCUCAGUUUCAUGCUUGGCCUUAUGUGGGGAAUUCAUUCUCAGUGCUUCACAAGGCAAAGACAUCAUAGUGUGGCAACAGCCUGAUUUGAGGCCUUUCACCAAGUUUGGACAAGGUGAUGGCUCUGUCAAGGCACUUGUCACCGUUGGGAACAAGGUCUUUACAGCUCACCAGGAUAGCAGGAUUAGAGUUUGGAAGGUUUCACGGCGAUCGGAGAAUGUGUUUAGGCUUGUUGAUACACUUCCCACAACUAAAGAUUAUUUGGGGAAGUUCAUGAAGCAGAGCAAUUAUGUCCAAAUUCGGAGACAUCACAAGCGAUUGUGGAUCGAACACGCCGAUAGUAUAUCUUGUUUGGCCUUCUAUAACGGCUUGAUUUACUCUGGAUCAUGGGAUAAGACUCUUAAGGUGUGGAGGAUCUCGGAUUUGAAGUGCAUAGAAUCCAUCAAGGCUCAUGAUGAUGCUAUUAAUGGGCUGGUGGCAUGUAAUGGGAUUGUGUAUUCUGCUUCUGCAGAUGGAAAAAUUAAAGCUUGGGGAAAAGAGGGGAAGAGCUCACAUUGUUUGAAGGGUAUUUUGGAGGGUCAUAAGGAUGUUUCACUUAAUUCUGUGAUCGUUUCUGAGGAUGGUAGAUGGGUUUAUGGAGGCUGUUCGGAUGGGUUUGUGAUGGGAUGGCAAGGGAGUUGUGGUGAUGUUCAAAAUCAAAUUGAGAGCUGGAAGUUGGUUUGUGAAACAAAAGCACAUCAAAUGGCUGUUUUGUCUAUGUGUUUGAUGGGGGAGAUGUUGUGCAGUGGCUCAGCUGAUAAGAGCAUUGGCAUAUGGAAGAGAGAGGCUUUUGGCAAGCUUUGUAAAGUUGGGAUCAUUAGUGGCCAUGAGGGGCCAGUUAAGUGCUUGCAGGCAUCACCAAAUAAUGUUGGUGGAGGUUUCAUGUUGUAUAGUGGAGGCCUUGACAAGAGCUUAAGGGUUUGGUGGGUUCCCAAGCCCUCUAAUAAUAGAGCAGAGGAAACCACAGAGGAAAAGUCCAUCAUCUUAUGCUAGGAAAUGUUUCAAGUUGCUGUUGCAGAAAGAUUGAAGAGUUCACUGAGGUUCAAGGACAGAGAAAGGGGCAAUUUUUGAAGCCUCAAAUUUGGUUUUUGUUGUAACUUGUAACAUAUAUCUUUCUUUCUUAACUUCAUUUCAAAGAAUUGGGUGUAAAUUUCUAGGAAUACUAGGGAAAGUGGUGUGGUUUUUUGUUUGUCAGUAUAGUCAUUACAUUUGCUGUCAAAUUGUCAAUUGUAUUUAGGGUUUUGAUGGAUUCAACAAAUUAAAGAGUCAAUAAUAUUUUCUUGUAGUUGCAUGAUUGUGUUUCUGAAUAAAAAGUCAUUUCUCAUCA
Molecule: messenger RNA, 2171 nt
Organism: Prunus persica (peach)
Lineage: Eukaryota; Viridiplantae; Streptophyta; Magnoliopsida; Rosales; Rosaceae
Product: protein JINGUBANG
Exons: 2
Coding region: 557-1837 (426 amino acids)
Molecular function (GO): protein binding
Source: RefSeq, a predicted model, not a curated record